This is a messenger RNA of Lacerta agilis (Sand lizard), 3962 nucleotides long. RefSeq names its product FERM, ARH/RhoGEF and pleckstrin domain protein 1 (gene FARP1). NCBI's taxonomy places the organism in Eukaryota, Metazoa, Chordata, Lepidosauria, Squamata, Lacertidae. Gene Ontology annotation, molecular function: cytoskeletal protein binding; guanyl-nucleotide exchange factor activity. Bases 307 to 3441 code for a protein of 1044 amino acids. Gene Ontology annotation, cellular component: cytoskeleton. The transcript is spliced from 27 exons. The record is from RefSeq and is a predicted model, not a curated record.
GGUUCCCGCUCCUGGGUCGGCGGGGCUCCGGUCCCCUGACCCUUUGGCUUCCCUUUCCCCGCGCGCAAAGGCGAGCGAAGCUGGAGAGCCAUGGCGCCCUCGUUCCCGUCGCCCGUUCGCCGCCGCCGCUGCUGUUCCCCUUGCUUUCCUCCUCCUCCUCCCCGCCACCACACCGCCUCCCGGAUCCUUUAAUGGCUCGGACCCUUCGGCGGCCCCAAGCCGACUCGUCCUGCGCCACCACAGCGAGCGAGAGAGCGAGCCCCAGGAGGAGCGCCGCGCACGAUAUAGAAACUAGCUCCUCCAAACAUGGGUGAAUUGGAGCAGAGAGCAACAGCAGGAUCCCGGUUAGGAGUUCAGGAAAAUGCCGGGAUCAGUACUUUGGAACACGGACAAAAAUUGCCCACAACCCCUACAGGAAAACUUAUUUCUAUCAAAGUCCAGAUGCUGGAUGAUGCACAGGAAGCUUUUGAAGUUCCGCAAAGAGCACCAGGGAAGGUUUUGCUGGAUGCAGUCUGCACUCACCUGAACCUUGUUGAAGGUGACUAUUUUGGCCUUGAGUAUCUGGAUCAUAAAAAGAUCAUGGUAUGGUUGGAUCUUUUGAAACCUAUCGUGAAACAGAUCAGAAGGCCUAAGCAUGUGAUUCUAAAAUUCGUGGUGAAAUUCUUCCCGCCUGAUCAUGCUCAACUGCAAGAGGAGUUAACAAGGUACUUAUUUGCACUGCAGGUAAAGCAGGAUUUAGCCCAAGGAAGACUAACCUGUAACGACACCAGUGCUGCUCUCUUAAUCUCACACAUCGUACAGUCUGAGAUUGGGGAUUUUGACGAAACCAUUGAUCGUGAACACUUAGCAAAGAACAAGUAUAUACCUCAGCAAGAAGCAUUAGAAGACAAAAUCAUGGAAUUUCAUCGUAAUCACAUUGGACAGACACCAGCAGAGUCAGAUUUCCAGCUGCUUGAGAUUGCCCGUCGUUUGGAAAUGUAUGGAAUCCGAUUGCAUCCAGCCAAGGACAGGGAAGGAACUAAGAUAAACCUGGCAGUUGCCCAUACAGGCAUUCUGGUGUUUCAGGGUCACACCAAAAUCAAUGCCUUCAACUGGUCUAAAGUUCGAAAACUGAGCUUUAAGAGGAAGCGUUUUCUUAUUAAGUUGAGGCCAGAUGCAAACAGUUCCUUCCAGGACACCCUAGAAUUCCUGAUGGCCAGUCGGGAUUUUUGCAAAGCCUUUUGGAAGAUCUGUGUAGAGCACCAUGCCUUCUUCAGAUUAUUUGAGGAGCCUAAACCAAAGCCUAAACCUGUUCUCUUUACCAGAGGUUCAUCCUUUAGGUUCAGUGGCCGAACUCAGAAGCAGGUUCUGGACUAUGUCAAAGAAGGAGGACACAAAAAAGUACAGUUUGAAAGGAAACACAGCAAGAUUCACUCUAUUAGGAGCUUGACAACAAAGCCUUCAGAACAGCAUUCAGAGGUGCCAAAACAAAGCUGUAGUUUUACAUAUAGAGACGGUGCUGAUUCCCCAGCAGUCCAAAGCUGCCGGCAGGGGAAGGAACUAAAAGUUUCAGUGGAAGAUGGUGGACACCACACAAGCCCUUCCCUGAAAAAGAGCCCCGAAAAAGAAGGCAGGAGGCUGGACGGUGCUGUGAUGGAAGCCAUGGAGGAAGAAGAGGAGGUCACAAAGGACAGAUCACAGCACAGUAGAUCUCAGACGCAGCAACCGAGCACAGCAGGCUCUCUCACUGGCAGCCCCCACCUUUCAGAAUUGUCCAUCAAUUCCCAAGGCGGACCAACGAUGACAAAUGCAACGUUGUCUCCUAAUUUGAGUCCUGAUAACAGGCAAGCUUCUCCAUUAGUCAGUCCUCUGAUGAAUGACCAAACUGGUGUCCGCACUGAUGAUGAAGAGGAAGUCAGGAGGAAGAGGUUUCCAACUGACAAAGCAUACUUCAUUGCUAAAGAAGUUUCCACCACAGAACGAACUUACCUGAAAGACCUUGAAGUUAUCACGUCGUGGUUCCAGAGCGCAGUUAGCAAAGAAGACUGCAUGCCAGAAGCACUGAAGAAUCUCAUCUUUUCCAACUUUGAACCUUUGCACAAAUUUCACACCAACUUUUUAAAGGAAAUAGAGCAGCGGCUUGCCCUGUGGGAAGGCCGCUCUAAUGCCCACUUGAAAGGAGAUUACCAAAGAAUUGGGGACGUUAUGCUGAAGAACAUCCAGAAUAUGAAGCAACUGACGGUUCAUUUGCGGAAGCACACCGAGGUCCUGGUUGAGCUGGAGAAUGGGAUCAAGAAUUCUCGAAAGCUGGAAACCUUAUGCAGAGACUUUGAGUUGCAGAAAGUCUGUUAUCUACCCCUCAACACCUUCCUUCUCAGGCCUCUGCACAGACUUAUGCACUACAAGCAGAUAAUGGAAAGGCUCUGUAAACAUUAUCCACCAAAUCACGUGGACUUCAGGGACUCCAGAGCUGCUCUGGCAGAGAUUUCAGAAGCGGUCGCUCAGCUUCACAGCAGUAUGCUGAAGAUGGAAAAUUUCCAGAAGCUGCACGAGUUGAAGAAAGAUUUGAUAGGUAUUGACAAUCUGGUGAUCCCAGGAAGGGAGUUUAUUAGACUGGGUAGCCUUAGUAAGUUGUCUGGAAAAGGCUUACAGCCGCGGAUGUUCUUCCUGUUCAAUGAUGUUUUGCUGUACACAAGCAGAGGCCUAACAGCAUCAAAUCAAUUCAAAGUCCACGGGCAGCUUCCGCUAUAUGGUAUGAUGAUUGAAGAGAGCGAAGAAGAAUGGGGGGUUCCUCACUGCUUCACACUGAGAGGUCAACACCAGUCCAUUGUUGUGGCUGCAAGCAGCCUCACGGAAAUGGACAAGUGGACUGAGGACAUACAGAUGGCUAUUGACUUGGCAGAGAAUUGUAAUGGCCCAACUCCUGAAUUCCUAGGGGGCAGCCCACCAGACACUAAAUCCCCCGAGGAAUCCACUGUAGACCAGGAAUCGGAAGACGAUCUCAAUGCGUCCCGCACCUCCCUUGAACGUCAGGCACCUCACCGUGGCAACACGACGGUGCACGUCUGCUGGCACAGAAAUACCAGCGUUUCCAUGGUCGACUUUAGUAUUGCUGUGGAGAAUCAACUCUCUGGAAACCUUUUGAGAAAGUUCAAAAACAGCAAUGGCUGGCAGAAGCUCUGGGUGGUAUUCACCAAUUUCUGCAUGUUUUUCUACAAAUCCCACCAGGACAAUCAUCCUUUAGCUAGCCUCCCUCUGCUGGGUUACUCACUUACCAUUCCUUCCGAAUCUGAGAACAUUCAUAAAGACUAUGUCUUUAAGCUACACUUCAAAUCCCAUGUGUACUAUUUCAGGGCGGAGAGCGAAUACACAUUUGAAAGAUGGAUGGAGGUAAUCCGAAGUGCCACUAGCCCAGCCUCACGCGUCCACGUUUUAAGUCACGAGGAAUCCCAUGCUUAUUGAUGACUGAACUCCAAAUUGCUCAUUCCAACAAUUGCUGCUUUUCUAGAGGACAUUUGAAUUCUUUCUCCUUUUAAAGUUCAGUAAAAACAUAAAUUCGUUUUUUUAAAAACUUGUUUUGGAGCAGCUUUUUGUAAUACUGCCUCAAGCAGGGUUGUUUACUAUUAUCGGCCAAGUGACUGUCCCGUAUUUGUCCUUCGGUGUGUUUUUUUUUUUUUUUAGCUUGUGCCAGUAUUAAAAUAUUGUCCUUAGAGUGCCAAAAGACGAUUUCCUUGCCUCAAAGAUUUGCACCAGAAAUAAUACAAUUUUUGGAAAGCAAAAUGCCUUUUCUUUCAGACAAACCCUCAAAGUGAUUAAUUAGUAAACUGCCAUUUUUUAAAAAAUAAUAAUGUAUUUCCUAUGUAUGCAUUAACAGCCUUCAAAUGUUCAUAAGGGGCAGUCUCAAAGCAAGGAGGGGUAAUUUUAAUUACAUUAUUCAGUGUUUCUACACAUUUUACUUCUAAAAAUUAAAGUUACCAAGCAAG